AUGAGAGCCGCAUUGAGGCUUCUGGCAGUGCACCAUGCCAUGCUGUGUGUGUGUGUGUGUGUGUGUGUCGACGUGGGUACAAAGCAGAGCCCCAAUCUGGCCGGAAAUAAGAGACGUAGUCUCUCCGGUCAGGGCGGCCUGCUCGGCAGGAUGUUCGGCAGCGGCAAGGAAUCCUCAAAAGAAGCGCUCGACACGUCUGUCGGUGCCGGCGACACCGAGACCACCGGCAGCCCGAGGACAGCUUCUCCCAUGAGCAGUGCUCCGCGAGACGACCUGACUGCUGAUCUGAAAAGCCCGAGUCGCAAAGGUUCGCAAGAUAGCAACUUGUCGGGCCCAGGCGACAAAAAGCGGCGCAGCAGCGGUAACGGACGUGUUCGUGACCUGCUGUCGAGCGCGAAGCAGUCGCUCUCUAACCUCGGCGGAUCUGACAAGAGCUCGUCGGAGCGCAACCAAAGUCCGAUGCAAAAACUUGGGAAAUCCGAUCCUGCGCUCAACGUCCCGCAGGGAUCGCUCAACAACUCGGCCGGCGAGUCUGCGCCUGGCCCACGCUCGACUUUUCGCGUCGGUGUCACCGAGGAUAAGAACAAGAAAUGUCGGCGUACCAUGGAGGACACGCAUGCUUACCUCUACAACUUCCUGAGCACUCCUGCACCCAACAUUACACCAGUUCCCAACGCCCCGCUGACUCGGGCGCCGACCGGCUUCUCACUCUUCGAGUCCAAGACCAAUGAUUCCACAGCGACGGAUCUGAGCUUAAGUCCGCGAGUCAGUGUGGGUAACAAGGACAUGGUGGAGACGGACAAUGGCUAUUUCGCCAUCUUUGAUGGACACGCAGGCACCUUUGCUGCCGACUGGUGUGGCAAGAAGGUGCACCUUCUUCUCGAAGAUAUCAUCCGCAAGAACCCAAACUCCCCGAUCCCGGAACUGCUCGACCAGACGUUCACGCUCGUCGACCAGCAGUUGGAGAAGCUGCCGCUGAAGAACAGUGGUACCACUGCGGUCGUCGCCGUCUUACGCUGGGAGGAUCGGAUACCUAACUCACAAUCCGCCACCGGUUCGACCGCCAUCGCUCCCGCCACUGCGCAGGCUGCUUCGCAGGGCGAGAACGCAGACAGCACUCCGCCGGAUCAAUUAGAGAGCAAACUCCGGGAGUCGGCGUCUCGUCAGCGCGUCCUCUAUACCGCAAACGUUGGAGAUGCACGCAUCAUCCUCUGCCGUAACGGAAAGGCGCUUCGAUUGUCCUACGACCAUAAAGGAGGCGAUGAGAACGAAGGCAAACGGAUCGCAGGUGCCGGCGGUUUGAUCCUGAACAACCGCGUCAACGGCGUUCUGGCAGUGACCCGUGCGCUUGGUGACGCCUACAUGAAGGACCUCGUGACGGGACACCCUUACACCACCGAGACGGUUAUCCAACCAGACAUCGACGAGUUUUUGAUUCUCGCAUGCGACGGCCUUUGGGACGUGUGCUCCGAUCAGGAAGCCGUCGACCUCGUCCGCAACGUCCAGGACCCUCAACUUGGCUCCAAGAUGCUGGUAGAUCACGCCCUCGCCCGUUUCUCCACCGACAACCUCUCGUGUAUGAUGGUGCGAUUCGACACGACUGCCCAACAAGCAGCACAGGAGAACAAGGACAACCUCAUUGGCGUCGAGGGUGACCCACCGACGCUGGCGGGUGGGAUCACGGAGACUGAAGCCAUUGUGACUGGGCAGGUUGCACCUCCGGCCGAGGUAGCGGUGGCGAGUCCCACGACAUCGCCGAAUGAACCCCUGGGGACUGCUCAGCACAUGCAAUCUCGUGGCAUGAGAACCGGUCUCGACUGGAACCAGACGUGCAUGGAUAUGUCGUUCGACGCGUGGGGAUCCUAG
Messenger RNA from Dissoconium aciculare CBS 342.82, 1866 nucleotides. RefSeq names its product PP2C-domain-containing protein. The record is from RefSeq and is a predicted model, not a curated record. The transcript has 4 exons. Bases 1 to 1866 code for a protein of 621 amino acids. Gene Ontology annotation, biological process: protein dephosphorylation. Gene Ontology annotation, molecular function: cation binding; protein serine/threonine phosphatase activity. NCBI's taxonomy places the organism in Eukaryota, Fungi, Ascomycota, Dothideomycetes, Mycosphaerellales, Dissoconiaceae.